Molecule: messenger RNA, 3921 nt
Organism: Paralichthys olivaceus (Japanese flounder)
Lineage: Eukaryota; Metazoa; Chordata; Actinopteri; Pleuronectiformes; Paralichthyidae
Gene: adpgk2
Product: ADP-dependent glucokinase 2
Biological process (GO): glucose metabolic process
Cellular component (GO): endoplasmic reticulum
Molecular function (GO): ADP-specific glucokinase activity
Source: RefSeq, a predicted model, not a curated record
CCCGCACAGCGGUGUACAGAUUAAAACACACAAGUAAAAAGAAGCUAACUUGUGAGCAGCUGUAGACAGAGGUUCUUAACGACACGUGGUUUACAGAGACAGAGUUUGUGUUUUUAUUUAUCGCUAAAAUCUUAGAUUCAGUUAAGUUUCCGUCCAGCUGUGGGACACUCCGGUUCACAAAACAAGCGUCCACCGCACCGCCGGACUCUGUACUGGUGGACGGAGCGGCUUCCCCUCAGACUGAGCGACUGCAGCCAGCGAUGGAGGCAGGAAACCGGGUGUCCUGGGUGAAGUACGGGCCUGUGGUGUCCCUGCUGGUGGUUCUACUGGCUAUCUGGUUCCGCUCACCCCAGAAUGAGGUGCUGGACGACCGGCUGGACACGGUGCUGUCCUCCCUGCUGCGGGCGGAACAGAAAGUCGGCGUGAACGACGUCGCCAGACCGAGAGUGGCUGUCGGUUUUGGAGGUUGUGUUGACCUGAUAGUAGAUGGGGUGACAUUGCUCAAUAAGAUCGGCCUUCCUCUCACAGAACAGCCCCUGCAUCAUGACUACAUAGAAAACAUAGAACAGUUGGCUGAAAGCUUUGCCUACUUCUUCGCACCUGGAGCAGCUGCAGAGCGUUUUAUGCUCAACGACACUCUCUUUAAUGAGCUGGUCGAGGCGUCCCGUGACAUACCUGGGAACAGAUGGGCUGUUGGCGGCAAUGCUCCAGUAAUGGCUGGUCGCAUGGCAACUGAGGGAUGUGAUGUAUUGCUAGGGGGAAGCUUUAGCCCGGAAUUUACAGAGGUCCUGUCCCAGCACAUCACAGUGGCAGGCAACAUUGUUGAGGAGCCGGACAUUCACCUGAUCCUCGAGUAUCCAUCUGGAGCAAGAUGGGGGCACUACACCUCCCGAAGAGCCAACAGAUAUAUCGUCCACAGUGAUGACCACAACCCCUACCUGGCCUCCAUGGAGGAGUUUGCUGAGAAACUUGAAGACUUCCAACCAGAUCUGGUGGUGGUGGGUGGGCUGCAAAUGAUGGAUAGCUUCCCCUUCCAGUCAGGUGAGCGUGAAGCUCUCCUCUCCCGUCUGGCCGACCUGCUGUCCUCCUCGUCUCCUCAGAUUGGCGUCCAUUUUGAGAUGGCCAGUUUUGUUGAAGAGAGUAUAAUGGAAGACCUGCUUCACUAUGUCAUUCCUCAUGCGGACUCAUUGGGGAUGAAUGAGCAGGAGCUUCCCAACCUGCUCAGCCUGCUGAAAGGCUCCAACAUCACUGUGUUGUCAGACCCAAACCCUCGUGUGGCUACUGUCCUCGACCAGAUGAGGGAAGUCUAUCGCAUUCUGAACCAGCGCUACAAGGAUGCAAAUGAUGCUGUUGCAGAAAGUGACACAGACGGUGCUAAAGCCAGCAGUAAGUCUCUGACCCGGCUCCAUGUCCACACGCUCGCCUUUCAGGCCAUGAUCGUGACCCGUGGCUCUCAGUGGAAGAACACCAUGUCAGCCACGGCCAAGGCGUCUCUCACCGCUAACCGCCAUGUCUGUGGCUCCAAUGACAUUGAUCCCAGCAAGGCGAGGCUCAUCAUGGAUGACUCGUUCUCUGUCAGCCGACGAGAAGGUAGCCAGCGUAUCCCUCUGCAGGAGACCAGGCCUGUCAGCUGCUGGGAUGAGGAUGAUUAUGAGAUCUGCGUGGCGCCCGUGCUGGUGUGCACUGAGGUUUACCAAACUGCAGGUGGAGGGGACAACAUCUCUGCUGCUGGCCUUGUGCUGCAGAUCUAAACAAGGACACUAAAUUGUCUAUCUGUGUGAAGAGUGCUGAUAUUUGUUGGCAACAAAGUGACUCUGGAAACUUGAUCUAGGUGUGAUGCAAAAUAGUCGUUGUGGAAAACACAGGUACUGAUUGUGGACGGUACCAGGCUAAUGCUAUCACACUUGCAGCUCAUGUCCCAGAUGGACCAUUAGGGAAACAGAAUAUCACUCUGAGGAGUUAAAUGAUGGGGUACAGUUGUUAUUAAUCAGGUUAAACCACCAUGUUUUAAAUGAAUGGGCUCAGUGUUGAUUUGUUUUGUAGGAGCUACAGAAAAAAUGUACCAAAAAAAAUUACAGUCAGUGUGAACAUGUUUGGUGUGUAAACUUUGGAUCCUGAAUGUUACAUACCAUAUAGUAUGUAUUUCUAGUGCAAAGCCCUCAGGUUUCCAGUUUAUUUAAUUUUAGAAUGAGCAGACACUGCCCUGUUUUGUCACAUACCCAUCAUCUUUUCCAAGUCAUUGUAACCCAUCAUCUGACUCUAGUGAUUUUAAUAAGCCUCUUCUAUUUCUCUGAGGCCUUACGAGACUCUGCCUUCGGCCAGGAUAACAGAAAGAGGGAUGAGGUUUGGAAAAAGUCAUUUGGUUGUUUUUAUAGAGCCUUACAGAGUAGCCUGAGGCAUGGUAUGUUUUGAAUUGCGUGUCAAGACAUUGAAUGCAUCAAUUCUGCUGUGUUUACAGAGCAGAAGACUGCAGGGCUGCUAAACUUCUGUUCUAAGAUAAACUCUUUGUCCUUUCAAACACGUCACUCUACUAUGCAGUAGACUUAUCCAAUAGCUGAAUCUUUGGUUUCUUGGCCGCAGUGUUUUCACGUACUUAAAGUGGACAGGUCCAACCAUUUAACAAACCUUUGACCUCACCUGCCCUGCAGCAAAUGCAGUUAAAGAAAAGCUUGUCUAAAGCUGAGAGGUUAACAACAUCUGAACCGUUAUUACAACAAGAUUCUGUCCUGCCUCUUCCCUUUCCUGUCUUUAAAAGUAGAAAGCUGGUGAGGUGAUCACCUCCUUUCCUUCCCAGUAUAUCAUUAAUGUGAAAAAUGUGCAAACUGCUAUGGGUGAGUUUGAUUUUCAUUCCUCUGUGUCAGUGGCAGUGCAAUAAUGCAAAAACUAAGUUAAGAGACCACUUUUUGUAGCUGGAUAUGAUGUCACAAAUUUCUUCUCUACCUCCAUGCUGUUUCUUCCUUUUCGUGUCGUCUCCCAUGUUUCUUUGACAUUUUUCUAUCAUCUGUAACAUUUCUUCCCAUCUUGUGUUUGUUAAUGUUUUUCGUACCAAAUAACAAGUGUGUACUGCCCCAGUCAACGCUGCUGUAAAGCUGAAGUUAUUGGCAGCCAGUUUUCACAUUUGUACAUGAUAAGGCUUGAUAUAUCUCAUCACUAGUUUGAGAUUUUCCACAUGACCAACAUCAUCAUCACACUCCCUUUUAUUUUUUUUCAGAAUCUGAAUCACUUUUCUUUUAACUAUAUUUACACGAGCCACCUGAUUUGAACGGGAAUGAUGCAAAUUGUUAUUUUUCUUACUUCGAACAUUCCACCACAGACCAAGCUUCAGUUUCUUUCUCCAUUCAGACUCAAUUUUGUUUCACAACUAUACUUCAACAAGUAGUGUUGGUUAGUUUUGUUUUUUGUGAUUUAUUUUCUGUUUCCUGAAACGUGUUUGUUAAACCCCCUUUCAGUGAGGAACGCAUUUAUUCCUGUUACAAUGCAACGUGUGUGAGGUCAAGAGAAAAGUCUAAGAGUAAAGGAAUAUCCUUUUGAAUGUUUCUGUUUUUUAAGACUGAAGACAAAUGAGCCACUUUCCGUCUUGGUGUUGAGUGAAAAGGGAACGUUUAAUACAGACCUUUUCUAUUACAGUAGGGCCGUGUUCUAUUUUCUCAUGUCUGGUUGGAAGCUGAGAGUAAUGGGUUGUGUUUUUACUGUGAAAUGGGCACAACAUCUAAAGAGAUUCCUCCAUUUAUAUUUGGAUGAAACCUCAGCAUGAAUUCAUGCUUCUAUAGAGACCUGUUUGUGUUUGCUACUAUAUCAUACUCACUUAAAUCUCUCCAAGAACUCAUGUCACCCAUGUUCCAAAGCUGUGUUUAAUGUGUCAUGCAUGUUUAUGAUUCAAUGCAAAAUCAACAGAGAUAAAAUGCACUGCUGAUAAAGCAA